AUGCUGCAAACAUGGAGACGUCAAUGGACCCGUACGACUGGAACUUACCGUCUGGCUGUAGCCCAAAGACAUAAUCAAUGUGCACUUGUUGGUACAUCUUCAGCUACAAUUGCUGCACCUCAAGCUCGAAAAAAAAACGUUAGUGACUUUCGUGUCGGUGUCUUGGGGUUGGGAGCUAUUGGGACCAUCUUCUUCACUCGAUUGGGGCGAUUGGCUACGGUUUCCGAGACUAGGAAGGAGCUGCCGAUACUUUCUGUCGAUGCGCUGAUAAAAGUCGAGCAAUUCAAUACGUGGGUGAAGAAGAAGAAGACGGCGACGAUGCAGUUAGUUCAUGAUGGACAGGAGACCGAGACGCUGGAAUUUCAGGUGCUCACUACUGCCGACAAAGUAGCAACGGCUUGCAAUGCGUCAAACGUUCGGGUUUGUGCGCUUGGAGGAAGUACAGGAGAACCCCACGAUGGUCACAAGCUGGAUGUCUUGUUGGUCACAGUGAAAGCACACGAUAGUGUUGGUGCAAUCCAAUCACUUCGAGAGAGGCAUCGACAUUUGUUAAAAAAUGAUGCUCUGUGUGUAUUGCUACAGAACGGACUGGGAGAAGUGCCGACAGAGGAGAAUAGGGAGAGAAUCGAUAAUCGGUGGCAAAUUGUUAGUGGCGUGACGUUUGUUGGUGGACGAGUGCUGGAAUUUGCUAAGGUGAAGACAAGUGGACUGGAAGCUGGGAAGACGUACGUCGCACCGCUUCAUAGACAUGGAGCGGAGACGGGACUGAGUGGACUAGAGGACACAAUGACCAUGCCAAGAGAACGUGAUGAUGUCAAGAUGCAGAUGCUUGUCGACGUCCUUGUUGCUGCAGGCAUUCAUUGCAAAGUACUGGGAAGCAACGAGAUGCAAGCUAUGCUCUGGCACAAGCUAAUCAUAAACGCGGCAAUCAAUCCUCUUGCGUCUCUGUUGAACGCACCGAACCGGAGUGUGGCAAGCAGCGAAAGCAGUCGACGUUGUGUCCAUUUAGUGGUGCAAGAGGCGCUUGCAGUCGCACAGUGCGAGCAAAUUCUGUUGAAUCGCUCUCAGAAUGAACUCGUGGAUGAUGUCUUAGAGGUGGCCCGCACUACUGGAUCGAACGUGUGUUCCAUGCUGGCAGAUCUGCGUCGCGGCUCCAGCAGAACGGAGAUCGAUGCAAUGACCGGACAAAUUGUUGCGGGUGGGAAGCGGCAUGGCAUCCCCACACCGACAAAUGAGUUGUUGCUGUUGCUGAUCAAGGCUCUUGAGGAGGAACGUGAAGUAAGGCAAUCUCGGUAA
Messenger RNA from Peronospora matthiolae, 1296 nucleotides. NCBI's taxonomy places the organism in Eukaryota, Oomycota, Peronosporomycetes, Peronosporales, Peronosporaceae. The record is from the annotation of a GenBank genome assembly.